Messenger RNA from Dothidotthia symphoricarpi CBS 119687, 1431 nucleotides. Its product is annotated as cation efflux family protein-like protein. Gene Ontology annotation, cellular component: membrane. Gene Ontology annotation, molecular function: monoatomic cation transmembrane transporter activity. Gene Ontology annotation, biological process: transmembrane transport; monoatomic cation transport. The record is from RefSeq and is a predicted model, not a curated record. The transcript has 2 exons. The coding region runs from base 1 to 1431 and encodes 476 amino acids. NCBI's taxonomy places the organism in Eukaryota, Fungi, Ascomycota, Dothideomycetes, Pleosporales, Dothidotthiaceae.
AUGCCUGUGCCACGCCCGCCGCGGACUCCUACGCCGCCUCCUGACGAAGACGCGUCAUUGCCAGUUGGACUUGGAUUUGAGGGCGAGCUGGCCACUGGAAACUUUGGCUUCAAUCCGAACGCGCUGUCUCCAAUGUCUGCAGGAUUCCCAUCCAAGCAAUAUGCGGCUCUAGGUCCCAGCGACUCCGUCUCGCAGAGAGCAACGCCCACCAUCUACACACCCGCGAGCGCAACCUUCCCAUACACACCAGCGAGUGCUGCCACGACUGACACCGAGGCGCCUGGGUCUGACAAUGGCGCCAAUCCAUUCAACUUCCAGCCCGUCGCCUACAUGCCUGGACGGCCACAGCCGAAACAAGCCGAUAUCGGUCGACGACGUGGACACAAGUACAAGCACAGCAGCGUCUCCCACCAAAUAUUCCUUGAGCCCGCACCAAAAGCUCCACUCCAGCUUCCCGCAUCGCUUCCCAUCCCGACGUUUAAAGAGUAUCGGUCGUCCAUGUCAAAGGACCAAAAGCUGCGCCUAGGAUGGUGUUUCUGUCAUUUGGUCGUGGCAGGGCUUGUACAAUGGGGGGCACACGAGUCACUGGCGCUGACAGUUCUUUCUCGACUGAUAUUCUACGAUGCGCUUGGGGCAUUUCUUUGUGUGGCUGUUGAUGUCGGAUCCAACUUCGAGGUCUGGCAACGGUCCAGUAUCCGCCAUCCGUUUGGGUUUGAGCGCCUGGAAGUCAUUGCAGGGUUGGGAAUGUCUGUUGGGCUGCUUUUCAUGGGACUUGAUCUGAUAUCUCACGGUCUCACACAUGCGCUGGAGAACACAGGUGGACAUCAGGCACAUCACGCGGACGCUCACGAGAGAGUGUCUCCUGGCAGCAUCGACCUUGCUGCUCUGAGCGGCAUCAUUACGACUCUCGUCUCGGCGAUUGUGUUGAAGAACCAUGCUCGCAUCGGCAAGGUCAUGAGACUGAGCGCUAUUGCGAAACUGCCUUCGGUGUUGAGCAACCCAUCUCACUUCCUUACUCUGUCCUGCUCGACGCUUCUGCUACUUCUGCCUCUUCUGAGCAUACAAAUGUAUGUCUGGCUGGACCGGUCACUCUCGUUCUCGGUCGCUAUCUGCAUGGUGGGACUGGGCUGGAUUCAGGGGUGGACGUUGGGCAAGAUGUUGUUGAUGUCUUACUCUGGCCCAGGGGUACCCGACGUCAUGUACGACGUCGAAACUGACCCGGCCGUGAGCGCUGUCGAGGAAGCAAAAUUCUGGCAGGUUCAUUACGGAUUGUGUCAAGCAAACUUGAAGCUGCGGGUGCGGAAUCUCGAGGAGGUGGGACGUCUGCGCGAUCGGAUUGGUAGUAUGGUGCGCAAUCGGUUGGGCGGUGGAUACGGCGAUGGAGGGCAGAAGUGGGAGAUCUCUACCCAAAUUACGCUCGAGAAGGACUGA